UCUCCCCUCCCUGCCCUCGCUCUCUCGCUCGCCCUCAGCGCGGCCCCCGCCAUGACGGAGGCGGGUGCCGGUGCCGUUGCCGUUGCCGUUGCCGCCGCUGCCGUCGCAGGGGGGGAGUCGGGUUCCCAGAAAGUAGCUUGAUGAGUGUCCAAAGUAGCAGUGGAAGUUUGGAGGGGCCGCCAUCUUGGUCCCAGCUCUCCGCGUCUCCAACCCCGGGCUCGACGACGGCGGCCAGGUCCCUGCUGAAUCACACGCCGCCAUCCGGGAGGCCCAGGGAAGGUGCAAUGGAUGAGCUUCAUAGUCUGGAUCCAAGAAGGCAAGAAUUAUUGGAAGCUAGGUUUACAGGAGUUGCAAGUGGGAGCACUGGGAGCACGGGCAGUUGCAGUGUUGGAGCUAAAGCCUCAACAAAUAAUGAAAGCUCUAAUCACAGUUUUGGAAGCUUGGGAUCUUUGAGUGACAAAGAAUCAGAGACACCAGAGAAGAAACAAUCGGAAUCAUCCAGAGGAAGAAAGAGAAAAGCAGAAAAUCAGAAUGAAAGUAGUCAGGGAAAAAGUAUUGGGGGACGUGGCCACAAAAUUAGCGACUAUUUUGAAUACCAAGGUGGAAAUGGCUCAAGUCCAGUAAGAGGCAUACCUCCUGCAAUCCGUUCUCCUCAGAAUUCACAUUCACAUUCCACUCCUUCCUCAUCUGUUCGACCGAAUAGCCCUUCUCCUACUGCAUUAGUUUUUGGGGACCACCCUAUUGUACAACCAAAGCAGUUAUCCUUUAAAAUUACUCAGACUGACCUUACAAUGCUGAAGUUAGCAGCAUUAGAAAGUAAUAAAAACCAGGACCUGGAAAAAAAGGAAGGUCGUAUAGAUGACUUGCUCAGGGCUAAUUGUGAUCUCAGACGGCAGAUAGAUGAACAACAAAAAUUACUUGAAAAAUACAAAGAACGAUUAAAUAAGUGCAUAUCAAUGAGCAAGAAACUACUUAUCGAAAAGAGUACACAAGAAAAACUGUCAAGCAGAGAGAAGAGUAUGCAAGACAGAUUACGCCUUGGGCAUUUCACGACCGUUAGACAUGGUGCUUCAUUUACUGAACAAUGGACAGAUGGUUUUGCAUUUCAGAAUCUUGUAAAGCAACAAGAAUGGGUGAAUCAGCAAAGGGAAGAUAUUGAAAGGCAAAGGAAACUUCUAGCCAAACGCAAACCUCCCACAGCUAAUAAUUCUCAGGCACCCUCUAUCAAUUCUGAACCAAAACAAAGGAAAAACAAAGCAGUCAAUGGAGCAGAAAAUGAUCCCUUUGUUAGACCAAAUUUACCACAACUGUUGACUUUGGCAGAAUAUCAUGAACAGGAAGAAAUUUUCAAACUUAGACUAGGACAUCUCAAAAAGGAAGAGGCAGAAAUCCAGGCAGAACUUGAACGUUUGGAAAGAGUCAGAAAUCUUCACAUUCGAGAGCUCAAAAGAAUAAAUAAUGAAGAUAAUUCACAGUUCAAAGAUCACCCAACGUUAAAUGAAAGAUAUUUAUUACUCCAUCUGCUUGGUAGAGGUGGCUUUAGUGAAGUGUAUAAGGCUUUUGACCUUUAUGAACAAAGAUAUGCUGCUGUGAAGAUCCAUCAGCUUAAUAAAAGCUGGAGGGAUGAGAAGAAGGAAAACUACCACAAACAUGCCUGCAGAGAAUAUAGAAUACACAAAGAACUGGAUCACCCCAGAAUAGUUAAACUCUAUGAUUAUUUCUCCUUGGAUACAGAUACGUUUUGUACAGUGUUAGAAUACUGUGAAGGCAAUGACUUGGAUUUCUAUCUGAAGCAACAUAAAUUAAUGUCAGAGAAAGAAGCUAGGUCUAUUGUAAUGCAGAUUGUAAAUGCACUAAGAUAUCUCAAUGAAAUCAAACCCCCUAUUAUACAUUAUGAUCUUAAACCAGGAAACAUCCUUCUGGUAGAUGGAACAGCAUGUGGAGAAAUCAAAAUUACUGAUUUUGGUCUGUCCAAGAUUAUGGAUGAUGACAGCUAUGGUGUAGAUGGAAUGGAUCUAACUUCCCAAGGGGCAGGCACUUACUGGUAUUUACCUCCUGAGUGUUUCGUAGUUGGAAAGGAACCACCGAAGAUUUCCAACAAGGUUGAUGUGUGGUCAGUCGGAGUCAUCUUCUUUCAGUGUCUUUAUGGUAGAAAACCAUUUGGUCACAAUCAAUCUCAACAAGACAUUCUUCAAGAAAAUACAAUAUUAAAAGCCACAGAUGUCCAGUUCCCUGUAAAACCGGUUGUAAGCAGUGAAGCAAAGGCCUUUAUAAGACGCUGUUUGGCAUACCGAAAAGAAGAUAGGUUUGAUGUGCACCAACUGGCAAAUGACCCCUACCUUCUCCCGCACAUGAGAAGAUCCAAUUCUUCAGGAAACUUACACAUGGUUGGGCUGACAGCAUCCCCUACACCCCCUUCUUCAAGCAUAAUUACUUACUGACUUUCCUCCAAAAUUGGCAUGAUGUCUUUGAAUUGCUUCCAGAUGCAUACUUGAGUUUGAGAGCUUUUGAGUGUUAUUGUUGUUUUCUUUUUUACACAGGAUAUGGUUGAGAACUGUUUGUGAACUGAAGUUCUUCACAGCAUCGUUUGUAUGAGAGUGGGUCAUGGACAGUGAAUAAAUGUACACUUCUGACUGUAAUCUUGAGCAGUGAAGGGUGACUGCCUGUUGCACAGAAACAGGAAUACCAUGUUAAGAUAAAAGGAAAAUGGUUUUUUGGGGGAACACUGUAAAUAACGUUUAUAAUACUUAAAUACAUUUGGUUGUUACUAGAGAGUUCUAAUAUGAAGGGUGGUUUUUCAUUAUUUAAAAACACAUGGAAAAAAUGAGACAUAUUUCUAACACAGGAACUAUCUAGUGCCUGGAUACAUUCUUCAGCAUUCAGCAGUUUAUCUGCUGCAACCAAAGUAAGAACUGAAUGACAGUGACAGUUGUGUUUUAUAGUAAUAGAAUGUGAGAGUUAGACUCUUUGGACAAAGUUAUUAGACUUUUGUCAUUUGCCUCUUCUGGCUUUUAUCAAGUUGUACCUCGAAAACACAUGUCUGCUUUUUUCACUGGUCAUGUUAAAGGGAGAGCUAUUCCUAGAUACAUUACACCUUUGACAAAGUGAGCUGCUUGUUUUGAAAUCAGUUGAAGUCACUGAAUUAUAAUAUCUCCAGUGUUGUCAACACGUUAGAAUUGUUAACAGGUAUUUUUCUUUUGUUACCAGGCCUUGUUCAUUCAAACAAGUGACAAUACGUAACCAAAUGCAGACCAGUUCUAUGCAGGAUAAUGAUAAAUUCCCUUCUAGCUCUGUUGUAAAUUGUGUACAGAUGUCGUAUUUCAAUUACCGAGUUUCAGCAGCUUAUUCUUGUACAAAUGUUUAAAAAUAUGGCUUUUCUAAUUGGAUAUUGUAUUUUUUUUAAGUCUUCUUGAAGGCGCUUUAAUUGCUGCUAAAUGAUGUUGCUUCUUUGCUAAAAAAAUCAAAUGACCUCCUUAAAGGUGCGAGUUGACUGUACAUUAUAGAGAGAUUAUUAAAAGCAGGCAUUUAUUAACAAUCAAGGCAUGUAAAAAUGAUCUGUGUUGGACAUAAAGAGCUCUCGAAAUCAGUUUCUUGGUUUCUAGGGCUGUGGAGCACAUAUAUACUAGAUUUAUAAAUUGUUCAUGGUAAUUCUACAUUUCUAGAAAGUUCUUAUCAGCAAGGUGGGAUGAUGGUCCCUUAAACGAGUUUCUUGUGGUUUGUACAGAUUUGUUAAAAUGUGAACAUUUUCUAACUGCCUUGUAUGGUAGAAACCAUUAUUUUUCAGGAUGCUGUAUGUCACUCCUCUAAGAAAUUUCUUUAUCAUCACAUUCAUAAUGCUGAUACUCACAUGUAAAUUGUCCAUGUUGCCGAAAAAGGAGGCUAUGCUUACCACAGAUUCCCCUUAAUAUUGUACAGUUAAACCAUGGCUCUUUGUUCUUUCAUUGUACAUAGACACAUUGUCUCUUUAAGAUGCUGCUGAAAUUGUAGAGAAUGUAGCCAAAACAUUAAUAAACAAUGACAGUUAAAA
Physeter macrocephalus (sperm whale) is the source of this 4027-nucleotide messenger RNA. RefSeq names its product tousled like kinase 1 (gene TLK1). The coding region runs from base 141 to 2441 and encodes 766 amino acids. NCBI's taxonomy places the organism in Eukaryota, Metazoa, Chordata, Mammalia, Artiodactyla, Physeteridae. Gene Ontology annotation, cellular component: nucleus. The transcript is spliced from 21 exons. Gene Ontology annotation, biological process: chromosome segregation; intracellular signal transduction; peptidyl-serine phosphorylation. Gene Ontology annotation, molecular function: protein serine/threonine kinase activity; ATP binding. The record is from RefSeq and is a predicted model, not a curated record.